Camellia sinensis is the source of this 1944-nucleotide messenger RNA. RefSeq lists its product as uncharacterized. The record is from RefSeq and is a predicted model, not a curated record. NCBI's taxonomy places the organism in Eukaryota, Viridiplantae, Streptophyta, Magnoliopsida, Ericales, Theaceae.
AAAAUUUACAAACAAACAAACUCUGUAAUUGCACAGUGUAUCGAAUUUGUGCCAUUGGGCCAGCAUAGCAGAUCUACCUCCGUCACCGACCAACCUACAAUCUCUACCCUCCGAUUUCCCUCUCCGGUCCAAUCGAUCAAGGCUAUAGGAAUUUUGGGGGCUAGGGUUUACAAUUUUCUCGACCCACUUCAAGAUUUGAGUGUAUUGUUCAAUUUGCAGUUGCAAGAAUAUCAAGAAAACAAGCCAAGAAUAGCACUAGUAGGGCCUGAAAGUGGAAACAUUGUUCUUGAGACUUGGCCCAGAAAAAAAGGAAGUUGUUUGGUGGGUGAAAUUGUGUUCUUGAGACUCUGAGGAGCAAAUGGCACCUAUAUACUAUAUAUUUGUCGCAUUACCUUGCACAAUCGGGGCCAUUGCUUUAGCACUUCUUCACAUUUACAGGCACCUAUUGAAUUAUACUGAACCCACUUAUCAGAGAUACAUUGUUCGCAUAAUUUUUAUGGUUCCUGUUUAUGCAUUGAUGUCUUUCUUGUCACUUGUCCUAAAUGAGAGCUCAAUCUAUUUUAAUUCUAUUAGGGAAAUCUAUGAAGCGUGGGUCAUUUAUAAUUUCCUGUCAUUAUGCCUGGCAUGGGUGGGUGGCCCAGGUGCAGUUGUGCUAAGUUUAAGUGGUCGAGUUCUGAAGCCAAACUGGUGUCUGAUGACGUGUUGUUUUCCUCCCAUUCCAUUGGAUGGGCGUUUCAUACGGAGAUGCAAGCAAGGUUGUUUGCAGUUUGUGAUACUCAAGCCGAUUUUAGUUGCAGUCACAUUAUUACUUUAUGCGAAAGGGAAAUAUCAUGAUGGAAAUUUUAGUCCAGACCAGUCAUUCCUUUAUCUCACCAUCAUCUACACUGUAUCGUACUCAAUGGCACUCUAUUCAUUGGCCUUGUUUUAUGUAGCGUGCAGAGAUUUGCUUCAGCCAUUCAAUCCAGUUCCAAAGUUCAUCAUAAUCAAAUCUGUUGUUUUCCUCACCUAUUGGCAGGGUGUUCUCGUAUUUCUUGCUGCAAAGUCUGGAUUUAUAAAAAAUGCAGAGGAUGCUGCUGAAUUCCAGAAUUUCAUAGUUUGUGUCGAGAUGCUUAUUGCAGCUGUUGGCCAUCUGUUUGCAUUUCCGUACAAGGAGUAUGCUGGUGCCAAUAUUGGUGCCCCUCGUGGCUUCUCAGCGAGCCUCGCACAUGCUUUGAAGUUGAAUGACUUUUACCAUGACACGGUCCACCAGUUUGCACCGACAUACCAUGAUUACGUGCUCUACAACCAUAGCGAGGGUGAGGAGGGACCAAAGAAGUAUCGGUCACGGACCUUUGUUCCAACUGGUCCGGAGAUGGAUACUGUUAGAAAGAACAAACACAUGCUUGGGAACAAGUUGGACGAUGUACAGCUCGCUAGUCUCUCUUCCUCCGGCAGUAGUAGUCCCCAGAAUCCUGGCACAACAGAGGAUACUAAAAAUCUCGAGGCAAUAAACUCUUCGUUGCUCAUGGAUGUCUCGAAUUCGCCCACUGUGCCCUAUGACCUAUCGCUCAUUGACAUAGACGUGUCUGAUUACUCUGCAAGUGUUCCUGCAGUUAACGAACCUGGAAAUAGGUGACGAUGAUUGAAAUGUGGCCAGAAAUCCAAAGAGCAAGUUUCAAUAUGUAAUUUUUCGGAUUUGAAGAAAACAUAGUUUUUCUGGUUGUUUGGUGGUGUUGGUUUUUUUUGUGCAUGACGAAGCCUUCGGUGACAUUAGGUUCUGUACAUGUAGGCAAAUAUAAUUUCCUUCCUCUUUUACGGUUCUUAUCGGUUAGUUUCUUCUUUUAUUUUUUGUUUGCAAUUUGUAUUGUAGAUACAGGUUUUAGCUCAAUUCUGGUGAUUGUCCAGAUUGAACUUGAUCAUGAAAUUACAUGUGAAAAUAAGGGUCUGAGUGCAUUUUCUUUUUUA